GACGCCCAUGGGCAUUGGCCGCCCGAUAUGGCGAAUUCCCAACUUUUCCAUGUUCUGACAGGCGGCCCUCUCUUCACUUUGUGCUGCUGGUCUCUGUGUCUGAACCGGCCUUGUACCUGACUGUACCUUGAGGUUCCCCGUCCCACGUCCCAAGUCCAAAGUCCUAGUUCCCAAGCAGUGCACAUGUGUGGCCAUCUGUCCAAGCUCCCAUCCACCCAUCCUUUCUCCUUCUCUUGCUUGCCUUACCUGCUGCAUUCUCUAGCUGCUUCUGUCUUGUCUCCAUCCGAUCUUCCCAUCUCGCACACCACACCUUAAUUUUCAUCAUCCUCACACCGGCAACAAGAGAACCAACAACACCGGCUGUGUUGUAUCUUGUCUGGCUGAGACUUGGUCGGCGGAUGUGGCCACAGCUACGCAGUGCUGUGUACGGAAUUAGAUCCCGCUUCCUGCAACGAUCCUACGAUAUCCAAGCCAACUGGACUCUCCCUCCAAGAGAGCACGUCCCGUCCCAUUCCUCGGACUCUCGUGCAGUGUUCCGGAUCCAGCUGGCUCGACUCUUUUUUUGGGGGGGUACUGAGGUGAAUCGGCGGCGGCAUAUCCCAUCCUGACUGUCGGUCCGAGGCCGCAGCUCCCGCAGACACCUUUUUGUCUCACCCGCCGAUCGUCGUCACUGUCGAAGCUGAGACCCAGCAGCUCGAGCCCCGAGACGGGUGGUCGGAUGGCCCGACUGUUGCACUUCUGAUUCCGGUGGCCUCCAAGGCCCGGGAGAGUGAAUGAGUGGGUGGAGUGAAAGGAGCGCCGUCGAGAGUGCUUGAACUCACGGCAGCGGCGGCGCAAUCAAGGAGGAGUGUUGCCCUCGGUGUCUGGGUUUCUUGGUUUCUUGAAUGCGGUGCCCCCAGCCAACAUCACCUAUUCCCAUUCCCUCCUCGCACUACCCACCCCUCGGCGGCCCUCAUCAUUUCCGAGACGCACGACUCCUUACGUGGUGCAAAAUCCCUUGGCUCCCUUCACUUUGAAUUGUUUCUAUAUUCUACCUGUCACUGGGAUCCUGGGCCCUCCCUCCGCCCUGCGGGCACCCUAGGCAGAGACAUAACGCCUGCUCUCUCCCCCUGAUAUCUCUCGGCCGACCAGAUAUUAUUCCCGCCUCCCCGGACUGCACCGAUCUCAUCCCAAUCUCUCCUGGGGAUAUCCACCCUUCCCGCCUGCCAUGGUCACUUCGCUCUGAAAGAUUGCUUGAAUCAUCUGUACUUCCGACCCACAACCCGCACGGGAACUUAUUCCAGCGGCUCGGGCCAGGAAGUGCACCUAGUCGGGACCCAGCCUGACGUCAAUCCUACGAGAACCAAUCUGAGCUUCCAACUGAUAUAGCUCGGAUCGAACGCAGCCUUGCCCGUCUUUUCAUGUUGGCUCACCGAAGAAAAGAAAAAAGAAAUUUAUGUUGAAACAGCUGUGAUUUUUUGAAGCAAUUAUCAACAUGGAUCUGCUAAAGUGGAAGCGGCAGAGCUCAGCUCCGUCGCUGCCAGGCUUGGCCCUCGACUCGCCAACGACCACAAAUUCCAGUCCCGCCGGUAGCUCACCAGCAAGCUCAAUACACGAGAAUAGAAAUAGCGGUUUCUUCACAACUGUAAAGCGGAGCCUCAGCCGGGCAUCUACCGCCCCACUCCUGGAACUGGAGGAUGCCCCAACACUGGGAUCACCAGGCCGAAAGGUCUUGCACAAGCAGAGAGGGUCCUUCUCCUCUUUCGACAGCAUGCAGCGCAGGGGUUCCAUCACAUCCUCAGGGGCCAGCAGAAUAUCCAGGACAUACUCCAUGUCGUUUUCUUCCUCAAGAUCCUCCACUAUCGGGAUCGAUUGGAAGACAGCCAUUGACUGGAAAACACAAAAGGUCGAGGCACACUGUGCCCUCGAGGCCGACCCCCAGGUCCUCCGCAGCAAGCCAACCUACCUGGUCGUCACCCAGGAUUACAUCGUCAAGAUGAAGACCAAGAACGAGGCCCUCACAACCUUCCCCCAGAUAAGCUCCGGCCAAGCCGGCAAGGAGAGCACGAGCCUGGUGCCCCCGCCGGAACCGAUGCUGGUCAUCCCCGUCCACAUGGUCGUUUCCGUCUUCUUCGCCGAGAGCUCGCGACCGUCGUUUGGCAUCGAGAUAUGGUGGAGGUCAAGCUCCGCCAGGGCCGCCUACAACAGCACCCAGAUAUUUUUCUGCCUCCCCAAGGAGCGCUCAGACCACAUGGCCAAGAUCUCCCAGCAGCUCAAGGCCAAGAACCAGGAGUUCCCCGAGGCGUCGCUCGUCCCGCUCGAGGUUGAAGCUCAGAUCUUCAAGAUCUUUGCCGAGGAGGAGCCCGGGUUCAAGACGUGCAAGCCAGAGAUAUUCCCCGUGGUCAGGAGGUCUUCGGUCAAGGACGAUACCCACUCCAGCAAGCUGGACAAGACGCGCAAGGUCCAGGACGGCUCAUCCUGGUUCCUGGCAGUGGGGAGGAACCUCUGUUAUUUAGUUGAGGCUGGGCCCGGCUCGCCGCUGGACGUGAGGUACCAGUCUUUUGGCCUGGUAAACUUGGAGGCUUUCCGUGCCAACUGGACCAUCCACGAAGAGCGGUUCGUGGUGAGCUUUCGUGAGCCUUUCAAGCCUGCAGUGACCCUCGAGUUGGCCAGCAGGUACUACCGCCAAAUAGUCAUCACCUUUAUGAAAGCAGAUAGGUUCCUGAAGCCAUGCUGGCCGACAACUCUGCAGACCAUGGAAGUUUUCCGUGUGACAGGUCUCACGGAUCCACAGCUUCUCAUCCCUGGAGACAACUAUGGGGGUCUCAGGCGGACUUUGGACGCAUUUCUUGUCGCCUAUCACUGUUCGCCGGUAGAGUGGGAGAUCAACUGGAAGACUGCACUUGCCCCCGAGUUCCGACUGCUUCCGCUCAAGGCCGGAAAUACCUAUACCAUUUUGCAGCUCCUGGCAGUCAUGAGGUCCUUGCGAUAUAAUGGGUACUUCAACUCGAUCUCUUUCAAUGGCGUCGACCUUACUGGAUUGUGGGAUAAGACGGAUCUCCUAGGGAAGACGUCUAUCCCAUAUAUGAACCGCAGUUGCAUUGCUCUUACUGAAGUUGAACUCGGCCCGGUAAAGUUCGGCUCACUCCUGCAUCAAGAGUUGCACGGCCUAGCAUUUUGCUCCGAGACCGUCCGCCAGAUAGAUUUCACCAACUGCUUCCCCGAGAACUCGGUUCGCAGGGAGAUGUCAGCGUCCGGGAAAUGGCCCGCCUUCUUGUUUCCCAUACUGAACCUGCUGGAGCUGGGCCUGACAAAAUGCAAUCGACUGCUGCUGAGCGGAAACUACCUGCGCUCAGCAGAUGUUGAGGGUCUGAUCGAGGCACUGAUGACCCAGACCGUUGAGAUUCAAAGCCUCGAUAUCUCCAACUGCGGUCUGUCUGAUCUUGCGCUGCGGGAUAUUUUUGAGGUUUUGUUCCAUCAGGGACACUCGCUGCAAUACCUGGAUGUUUCUGGCAAUCGCGGGCGGCUGCACGCCUCAGCGUUGGCCAAUAUGAUGCAGGUUAUAUUCGAUCUUCGGACGCUCAACGUCUCUGGCAUCUUGAUGGGCGAUAUUCCAGGUCCCUUGUUCUCCUUCGAGACACUCUCGCGCUUCGAGAACCUCGAGGAGCUGGACCUGUCCAAGUUCAAGAUGAAUGAUGCAACUCUGCACGUUCUAGAGGCAUUCCUCGCGCAGAAGCCGCUGCCCUGCGAGCCUCAACAACUCGAUCGCGCCGACUCUCGCAACAAGAGCCCUAUUAACCCAGCCUGCACGAUCCGCAAGAUCGCACUCAACAACUGCAGCAUCAACGGCCGUGAGGCUGCCCGCCUCAUCCGUGCCUUGAGUAGACACACGAAUGCGCACCUGCAUAUCAGUGGCAACCCGCUCGAGGACGGGAUCGAGGACCUGUGCCGGGCAAUCUCGUCGACACCGGGGCCUGCAGGGUUGCACAUGGAUAUGGUCGAGUUCAGGGAGGAGGCAAGCUUCGUGGCCCUGAUGAAGGCGCUGUCGGUGAACCGGAACAUCUCGUUCCUGAGCAUGGCAGGGACAGCACCGAUACCGCCGGCCGAUGCGCCGUGUGGUGCCGAGGUAUGCGAGGCGCUGGAGGAUUUCUUCACCAAGAACACGUUCGUCAAUUUCCUGGACCUGUCCGGGUACAGCGGCAAGCUGGACGAGGGCCAGCUGGGCAAGGGGUUCGCGCGGGCGCUGCGGGGCCUGGCGUCCAACAGCACGCUGACGCACCUGCGGAUCCGCAACCAGAACCUUCACGACGACGUGGGCACGCUGGGCAGCGUGAUCCGCCUCAACAACACGCUGCGCAUGGUGGACUGCCAGGACAACAGCUGGAACCUGACGAGCAUCCAGUUCCUGGCCAAGAGCCUGCGGCUCAACCGCAGCGUGGUCGAGUUCCCCUUCGAGCAGCGCGAGUAUGACCGUGUCUGGCGGCGCGUGUCGGCCGACGUGCGCCGCCAGACCGGCAUCAGCAAGGCGGCCAUGGCCACCCAGAGCGGCCAGGAGAGCGCCCUGCGCGCCGCCCUCGACAAGCAGGUCCAGGAGCUCAAGGACACGGUGGCGCGCAACCGGCUCGCCCUGGAGAUCAACUCGCCGUUCGUCAUCGACCAUGACGAGUCGUCGCGCGCCGGGCCGGGCGGCAAGGGCUGGCCGAGCCUCGAGCUCAAGAUCCCGAGCACCAACCAGUCCAGCCUGCUGCCGCCGCACCUGACCGCCGCCAACCAGCAGCUGCUUCAGCCCGCGGCCGUGGUCACGGCGGCCACCACGCCCAGCCCCGCGCGCCUGCUGGAUCUGGACCUCGACGCAGACCUCAUGUACACCCCCGUCGACCCGCAGCACCAGCACCAGCACCAGCAGGCCCGGAAAGGGCCAAUGAUGCACCUGCACACCGUCCCCGCGACGGUGCGCUACGAUGCCGUCGAGGUCGACGACGUCGCGGCGCCAUACCACGUCGGCAGCGACGAGGGGAUCCUCGAGACGCCGCCCGGCGGGCUGAGCCCCAACGAGGAGGCCGGCGCCGCGAGCCCCGAGGUCCCCGUGAGCCCGCGCACCCCGCCGCCGUCCGCACAGGCGAUGAUGAUGGUGUCGCUUUCGAACGACAAGGGGGACGCGGCAAAGGACGCGACAAAGGACGCGACGAGGACGCCGCCGCCGCCGUCUCCUGCCGCCGGGUCUGGCCUGGCCAUCUCGGGGAACUUGCCCCGGGCUGUCAUGUCUGGGUUUGACUCUGGGCCUUACUUUGGGGGCCAGAACUUUAUUGGGAGUCGAUUUAAGGUUGUCGGUGGGCUUGAGGCUCACUUGGAGGAAUAGGAGAGAAAGGAUUGAUGUACGGAACGAGUGUGGCCUUCGUGUUGUAUUUGGGAACUGCAGACCUUGAAACUCGGUAAUGUGGGAUCGCAUGGUGCAAUAUGUGAAUUGGGGGGGGGGCACUUUGGUAAUGCAUGGUGGAUCUAACGGCUGGCUGGCUGACUGCAUUGGCGUUCAUUGGUGUAAAAGCUGCUGUUGCUUUGUUUGUUUUUUGUGCGGGAUUUAGAGAUACCCUUUAGAUACUUUAUGUUUGGUCAGUCAAAUUGUCUGUUUCGAUUAA
Messenger RNA from Diaporthe batatas, 5615 nucleotides. RefSeq lists its product as uncharacterized. The coding region runs from base 1475 to 5338 and encodes 1287 amino acids. The record is from RefSeq and is a predicted model, not a curated record. NCBI's taxonomy places the organism in Eukaryota, Fungi, Ascomycota, Sordariomycetes, Diaporthales, Diaporthaceae. The transcript is spliced from 5 exons.